Malassezia japonica is the source of this 627-nucleotide messenger RNA. RefSeq lists its product as uncharacterized. The transcript is spliced from 3 exons. Gene Ontology annotation, cellular component: endoplasmic reticulum; Dsc E3 ubiquitin ligase complex. The record is from RefSeq and is a predicted model, not a curated record. Lineage: Eukaryota; Fungi; Basidiomycota; Malasseziomycetes; Malasseziales; Malasseziaceae. Bases 1 to 627 code for a protein of 208 amino acids. Gene Ontology annotation, biological process: SREBP signaling pathway.
AUGAUGGUCUAUGCCUAUGUGCUAGAUGGCCUCACGAUCCUCUUAUGUAUCCGGCUCAUGGUGCUCUAUCAAUUCCUCCAGCCGAAUCUGAUCCCCGUCGCGCGGUCCCUGCCCGGCUUUGCGCGCUCGGUGACCAUGUUUCACCUCCUGUGCGCUGCGAACCAGCUCUUCCAGGACACCUCGCCGACCGCCCCCCGGGUGAUACUCGAUUUUGUGGGGCAGGACUAUGCGGUGUCCAAGGUGCACCUGCUCCUGGUCGACGUCGUGAUUUGGUUCUUCCAUAUUGUGCUUAUGACCAUCACUGUGGAAGAGGCCAAGUGCCGGUUGGACGCGACCCGUGUGAAUUCGCUCGACAUUACCCCCGAAGAGCACGCGGUGAUGGAAAGGGAUUCUGCGGGGCCUGUCUACUAUGACCUGUCGGAAGAGGACGUGAACGAGCGGCUGCUUGCCUCGCAGACCUCUUCGCCCGAUGCGGAAGGCCACGAGAGCACGUCGACGCGCCCCGACGACCAGGACCGUGACGAAGAUAUCCUGCCCAGCUCCCGGCUCCCCAUCGCGAUUGUGCGGUGGGAGUCGUUAUGGCAGACGACGAUUGAUUCACCGACCGACUUAAGAUACCCAAGCUAG